AUGAAUGAUAUACAUCACACAUUUUAUACAUUUGUGUUAUAGUAUAGCCAAUCGAGUGUUUGACAGAACAUGAACGUACCCGCUGUGACUUUUUUAUGCAUUUAUAUCCGAUGAAUAAUUAGUAUUUAGUUUAGCUAUAAUAAUUGUAAUUAUUAUUCAACUUAAAUAUCGUGAGUCGUUAUUUCUUUCAUCGAGAGGAACUUCGGUUCAAAUUAUAUUAUGAUUGCAAAUACCACGUAACAUAAUUACUUAUAUUAUAUGUACAAUAAUUAGUGCAUUUGACGAAGAAGAACCGAAAUACUUUCAAAGAUGCUUAAAUCAGGAGUUCAUAGACAAAUAUACGCCACUAUAGCGGCGUCCAUGUCGAUAUUCAUCAGUGGCAUGUGGCUGGGAUGGCCCAGCUCAGCAUCCGAGAAGUUCAUGAAGCACGAGACGGGCGACCUACACGUGACUUACGACCAGCUAUCGUGGAUAGUGUGCAUGAUGGACCUGGGCAACUUCAUCAGCCCGCUGUUCGGCGGCUACCUGAUGGACCGGUACGGUCGGAAGAUGGUGAUCACUGCGCUCGGCCCGCUGUUCAUCAUCUCCUGGUCGCUGACGCUGUUCGUGCCCACUACGGUCGCCCUGUACACGGCCAGGAUGAUGGCGGGCAUGGGCAAGGGCAUCUCGUACACGGUGGUGCCGGUGUUCCUGGGCGAGAUCGCGGGCGUUAGCAUCCGCGGCGCCCUGGGCAGCGUGUUCACCAUACAGCUCAGCUGCGGCGUCCUGUUCGAAGUGAUCGUCGGCCCGUACGUGUCGUACCACACGCUCAACGCUACGUCCGCCGUCGUGCCCGUGCUGUUCUUUGCCGCGUUCCUCUGGGUGCCCGAGUCGCCGUACUACCUGCUCAAGGUGGGCCGGGCGGCCGACGCGGCCCGAUGCCUGCGCUGGUACAGGGGUUGCGACGGCGAUAGUGGUAGCGGCGACGACGACGACGGAGACGCAACCGUGGCCGCGGAGCUCCGUCUGAUGGAUGCCAACGUGCGGAAGGACAUGGAAAACGGGUCGGCGUUCGGUGAGCUGUUCACCAACAGGAACAACUUCCGCGCGCUGGCCGUCGUGAUGGUGGCGUGCAUGGGACAGCGCGCCGGAGGCAUCAGCAGCCUGACCGCGUACUCUGCGCUCAUACUGCCCGAACCGUCGCCCAUCAUGGGCAAGUUCGAGUUCAUAAUCGCGUUCGCCGUCGUCCUGGUGGUGGUCAACUUCGUCGGGCUGGCCCUGGUCGACCGAGUGGGCCGGAAGCCACUGCUGAUCGCCUCCGAGGCGGGCCUGGGAUUGGUGACGUUCGUCUUCGGCGUCUACUACUUCGCCGCCGAGCACUUCCCCGUCGCCGCCGCCGCGUACCGGUGGCUGCCGUACGCGUGCCACACCACUUUCGCCGCCACGUUCUCCAUAGGGAUCGGCUUCAUACCGGUGGUGUUCCUCGGCGAGAUGUUCCCGGUCAACGUCCGGUCCCGGUGCUCGGCGUUCGCGUCCGUCACGCUCGCAUUCUUCUCGUUCGUGUCCAACAAGACGUUCCUGGUUGUCUCGCACGGGUACGGUUAUUACACCAUGUUCUGGACGUUCUCCGCCGUCAACUUUGCCUGCGCGUAUUUCUCGCACAGGUACGCGGUCGAGACCACCGGCAAGACGUUCUUGGAGAUCCAAGACAUCCUGGACGACAGCGUCAGAAACGGACCGGGCACGCGGAGGAGGAAUGCGAAAAGACCGCAAGUCAUCGCCUACGACAACUCGUCGGUCGACAUUUAAAUAUAUUAUAUACCUACUAAAUUGUCUGUUAUGCUAUAUACAUAAAACAUUAUAUAUUAUAUUAGGUACCUAUAUUAAAUUAUAUAUUGGGACACCUAUAUCUCCAAUCCUCCGCGAGUCCGAGCGAGAUCGCGGGUUUUAAUAUUAUUGGUAUAUACAUAUAGGGAUGCGUAUAAUAUAUAUAAUAGGGGUGGUUAUUACUGUAGGGUGGUUCCGUAUAAUAACAUUGGUUGUUUUAAAAAGUAUUAUCGACGUUUUUGAAAAUGUUGUCCAUAUAAUUCAUACCCACUACAAAACAACAUAAUAAUAUGUUAUAAUUAUUACUAUUAUUAUUAUUAUGUUUAUUAUUCUUGAAAAACAUUUAUUUUUUUACGCUUCUUAAUUUGUUUAAUGGCAUUGUAGUUGUUUUGUACCUAUAGAUACCUACAUUUACAUGUAGGUCACGUCAUUGACAUAUUCCUGAAUAAGUGUACCUGUACUUGUAAUUUUUUCAUAAUAUGUUGUGUCACAUAAUGACUUAGAAUUAUAAUCUAAUAAAAUAUUUUUAGAGAUAAUGAGUGCUUACAGUUGAAAACUCACCCUGUGAUAUAGAUACAAAAAAAUAGGUAGGUAUUAGGUAUAUAGAUGCUAGAUAGAUAUUAUAGUAGUGUUGCAGGACCCGGCAAUCUGCAGCAAUAUUGCUAGACUUAAUUUCUAACAACCAAUUGGAUAUAGAUAGGUGCCCACCAAUAUCUUUAAAAUUAUAGGUGGGCAAAAUAUUAUAUUACGUAUUUAUUUGUAUUAAUAUGUAUUAUGUUUGAAACGAUUUAGACGUUCUAACAAUGUUUCUUUUAACCACAUACGGCAUGCUCAAAUGAAUUAAUUAAUAAUUAUUUGUUUAGAUAAAAUAUAUUAUAUUUGUAUUUUUAACUUUACACUUUAAACUUGUUUCAAAAAAUUUGUUACGAGGUGAAAUGUUUAAUAUUUGUACAAAGUUGUGUUUAUUAUAUAAUGA
This is a messenger RNA of Metopolophium dirhodum (rose-grain aphid), 2782 nucleotides long. RefSeq names its product facilitated trehalose transporter Tret1-like. Lineage: Eukaryota; Metazoa; Arthropoda; Insecta; Hemiptera; Aphididae. Gene Ontology annotation, molecular function: transmembrane transporter activity. The record is from RefSeq and is a predicted model, not a curated record. Gene Ontology annotation, cellular component: membrane. The transcript has 3 exons. Gene Ontology annotation, biological process: transmembrane transport. The coding region runs from base 310 to 1788 and encodes 492 amino acids.